Messenger RNA from Penicillium diatomitis, 735 nucleotides. RefSeq names its product oxidoreductase, short chain dehydrogenase/reductase family. The transcript has 4 exons. The record is from RefSeq and is a predicted model, not a curated record. Bases 1 to 735 code for a protein of 244 amino acids. NCBI's taxonomy places the organism in Eukaryota, Fungi, Ascomycota, Eurotiomycetes, Eurotiales, Aspergillaceae.
AUGGCCUCCAAAGGACUCGCAAUCAUUGCUGGAGUUGGUCCCGGCACGGGAGCCUCGAUUGCUCGGCGUUUUGGCAAGGUCUAUUCAGUAGUCCUCCUAUCGCGCAACCCGAGCAACUUUGAGCCACUUGUCCAAGAGAUCAACGAAAGCGGCGGCCAUGCUCUGGGUAUCAGCACAGAUGUUUCCGACGCGAAAAGCGUCAAUUCGGCAUUUGACGAGAUUGCAAAGAAAUUCCCAGACUAUCCGGUGGCUGCUUCGAUCUUCAACCCGGCUGGAGGCUUCGUGAGAAAGCCUUUCCUUGAACUCACAGAGGAGGAAUACUCAUCUGCGAUCGAUUCCCAAGCAAAAGGUGCAUUCUAUUUUGCACAGCGCGCUUUACCUCUUCUCUUGAAAGCCAAGGACUCUGUUGCCUACCCCCCAACCCUCAUCUUCACAGGCGCCACGGCCAGUGUAAAGGGCUCAGCCAAUUUCGCCGCCUUUGCCAGCGGCAAGUUCGCUCUACGUGCCCUGGCUCAGUCUCUGGCUCGUGAAUUCGGUCCUCAAGGCGUACAUGUCUCACAUACAAUCAUCGAUGGGGUCAUCGAUAUCCCCCGAACAAAGCAGUGGGUUGUGCCUGGUGAAGACUCGAAGUUGAGUCCCGACGCGAUUGCGGACUCGUACUGGUAUCUGCAUACUCAGCCGCGGACUACGUUUGCGUUUGAGUUGGAUCUCCGACCUUAUCUCGAAAAGUGGUAG